AUGGCGCAGAACGUGUACCUCGACGACUGGGCGAUCCUGGGCGUGCCGCCGGGCAGCGACCAGGACGCCAUCCGCAAGGCCUACCGGAAGCAGGCCCUGCUGCACCAUCCGGACAAGGGCGGCGAUCCGGCCAAGUUCCGCCAGGUCGCCGAGGCCUACGUGGCGCUCAGCGAG
Molecule: messenger RNA, 174 nt
Organism: Aureococcus anophagefferens
Lineage: Eukaryota; Pelagophyceae; Pelagomonadales; Pelagomonadaceae
Exons: 1
Cellular component (GO): endoplasmic reticulum
Molecular function (GO): misfolded protein binding; protein-folding chaperone binding
Source: RefSeq, a predicted model, not a curated record